AUGGACAACACAGCUAGGAAACUUCAGCUAAAGUCAGAGGUAGGACUGAUUGGAGGAGUGUCCCUUGUUGCAGGGGUCAUGAUCGACUCUGGGAUCUUUAUGUCCCCACAGACUGUGCUGCUGGACAUUGGGAGUCCUGGGGCUAGCUUGGUGAUCUGGGCUGGCUCUGGAUUGUUGGCAAUGCUGGCAUCACUGAGCUAUGCUGAACUGGGAACAGUGAUUCGUGAAUCUGGAGGUGAAUACGUCUACAUACUGCGCACUACCGGCAACUUGAUGGCAUUUCUCUUUGCUUUCACCUCUGUGCUUGUUGUAAGGCCAGUGAGUAUGACUGGACUGGCUCUCAGCUUUGCGCUCAAUGCUGUUGCACCCUUCUAUGAAGACUGUGAAUCCCCAGCCCUUGUAGUGAAGUCUGUAGCUGCAUGUGGAAUUGUCUUCUUGACCAUAGUGAACUGCCUGAAUGUGCGCUCCUCCAUGGCUGUCACCACAAUCCUCAUGGUAGUUAAGUUCCUUGCACUGGCAGUUAUUUCUAUUAUUGGUGUGAUUUUGCUCAUCCAAGGAGGCACUGGAAAUCUUCAGAAUGCAUUUCAGGGGACCAGCUCCAGCAUUAGUGUGACUGGAAUGGCUUUCUACCAGUGUCUGUGGGCCUAUGAUGGUUGGAGCACUCUUAAUUCAAUCACUGAAGAGCUUAAGCAUCCUGAGGUAAAUCUCCCCCGGGCAUUAAUGAUUGCCAUCCCGAUGGUAACCAUCCUCUACUUGCUGGUUAAUGUCAGUUAUCUGGCUGCCAUGACUCCAAGAGAAAUGAUGGUAUCCAGUGCUGUAGCAGUUACUUGGGGCAAUAAGGUCCUGGGUAGCUGGGGCUGGGUGAUGUCUAUUGCUGCAGCACUGUCAUCCUUCGGCUCUCUAAAUGGAUCCUUUUUUAGCGGAGGACGAGUUUGUUUUGUCGCUGCCCGAGAGGGUCAUAUGCCUAACAUCCUAGCCAUGGCUCAUGUGCAGCGUCUCACUCCUUCUCCAGCUCUCAUCUUCACCACCAUCAUCUCCCUCAUUGUACUCAUUCCUGGAGAUUUUCAGGGUAUAGUCAACUUUUUCAGCUUUACAGCCUGGUUCUUCUAUGGAGUUACGAUAGCAGGGUUACUCUAUCUAAAAAUAAAAUUUCCUGAUCUUCCUCGUGCAUACACGGUACCCAUUAUUAUUCCUAUCCUGGUGCUGCUGGCAGCUGUUUUCCUGGUUCUAGCUCCGAUCAUUGACAAUCCUCAGCUCGAAUACCUAUAUGUCACCCUCUUCACUCUAAGUGGUGCUUUGAUUUAUAUUCCAUUGAUUCACUUCAAACUGUGUCCACACCUGCUGGACAAACUCACAGUGUUCCUGCAGCUCUUCCUGGAGGUUGCACCAGCUGAGAAAAAUGUAUAAAACGUCACAUCACUCUUGGAGGAAGGUCAAUAUUUGUUUCUAAAUGUUCCCAAAGAAAUGUUUUACCAAAUUUGUCAGUCAGUUACAGCCUAAAUUGUUUUUUCUUUUUUCUUUUUGCAAUGUUUUUGUUAGCAGUUUCCAAAGGCAUUGUGGCACAAAGAUUACUAUAAAAUUUUUUGCAAUGUCUCUAAAUGUUCCCAAAGAAAUGUUUUACCAAAAUUGUCAGUCAAUUACAGCCUAAAUUGUUUUUUUUUUCUUGUUCUUUUUUUUUUUUUUUUUUUUGCAAUGUUUUUGUUAGCAGUUUCCAAAGGCAUUGUGGCACAAAGAUUACUAUUAAAUAAUACAGCAAAUACAGUUUGUUGUAAAUACUGUAUUAUAUACUGUAUUACUGCCAUUUAAUCCAAUGGGAUUAAAUUCCCUAUUUUAGUGC
Molecule: messenger RNA, 1837 nt
Organism: Tachysurus vachellii
Lineage: Eukaryota; Metazoa; Chordata; Actinopteri; Siluriformes; Bagridae
Product: b(0,+)-type amino acid transporter 1-like
Exons: 6
Coding region: 1-1407 (468 amino acids)
Biological process (GO): amino acid transmembrane transport
Cellular component (GO): membrane
Molecular function (GO): L-amino acid transmembrane transporter activity
Source: RefSeq, a predicted model, not a curated record